CUCAGACUAUAAAGCUAACACCAAUAGACCCAUUCACAAGCACCAAAAUGCCGCACACAAAGACUGAUAUCGGGAUCCGCUACCCCCAAGACGAGGAGCAGAGUCGACGCCUGCGCAAUACCACCCAGGAUCAAAGGACCUCGCAACGAUUGCAGGAUGCGUCGCACUCGGCUGGUGUGCGAUCCCAAGCAGCAGAUCUAACUUCUAAUUGGGGCCCAGAGGAGUGGUUCGAGACCACAGUGGACGAGAAUGGUAACCCUGUCGCUGAUCAAUGGUCUUUUACCGAUGGCGCUAGGAUGAAGAAGGGCGUGUCGGGUCAAAAUGAGGCAGAUGCGUUUGAGGCGGCGAAUAAUACUUUUGAUUGAACCGAAGGUUCUGAUGCGAUGUAUUCUUCUAAAAGCGCCUGGUAAUCUGGGUACAACAAAGGCAACGAAAGCAUUGCCGGUCCGGUAUAUCAAUGAGAAAUGAAAAACGAAAGUACAGG
Aspergillus ibericus CBS 121593 is the source of this 484-nucleotide messenger RNA. RefSeq lists its product as uncharacterized. The transcript has a single exon. The coding region runs from base 48 to 365 and encodes 105 amino acids. NCBI's taxonomy places the organism in Eukaryota, Fungi, Ascomycota, Eurotiomycetes, Eurotiales, Aspergillaceae. The record is from RefSeq and is a predicted model, not a curated record.